GCUGAAGUUACAAAUGGUGUGUCCAUGUGUUUAUGUUGUUGUUCGACGCCGACUGUCACCCGAUUGACAAGUGAAAAACUCAUCUGUUCCUUGUUUUUCUAAACUGUCAGCAGUGUCAACAGAUUUUAGUGUUGAUUGGACGCACUGCUGUUGAAAAUUUUACUUGGAGGCCGAUAAUAUAUGAAGAUUAACCAGUCUGAUCUGUUUUCCAUGAAACUUUAUCACCUCGAGGAAGAGAGUUUGCUGAAUACCUUGAAAUAUCAGACAUCUGUUCAGGUCAGCAAUGAAGGUGUCAGAAGUGAUGUACUGUAGCUUCCCGGUGUGGUAUCCAAAAUUUAAGCAUAUUUCAGUCAAGAGCAUUGUGAUACCACUACCUGCAGAGUUUCUAGAAUACUUACACACUGAUGGAGUUGUGUUGCCAGAAGGGAGUCUGGUAACUUCAGGAGACAGGGACUCAGAUGAAGACAGGGUUGGAGAAGAGUUAGAUGUGAACUGGGAUGAUGAUUCAGUGGAGGCAACUGCACCAAGCUUUCCAGCUUUUGAUGCAGCCAUUAAGAAAGCCAUUAAAAUGCUGGGUGGUAAAGUGUUCCCAAAACUUAACUGGAGUUCACCCAAGGAUGCCACUUGGAUAGCCUUUGACAAAAGUCUUAAAUGCACAUGUCCUAGUGAUGUGUAUUUACUUCUGAAAAGUUCAGAGUUCAUAACCCAUGACCUCACUCAACCGUUCAUACAUUGUGAAGACUUUGAUGAGAGUGGUGAUCAAGCCAAUGUAGGAUACAGCUUAAUAUUGAGGAAAUGGCAGGACCUAAACCCAGGAUAUGAAUUCAGGUGUUUUGUACGGAAUAACAAGCUAAUAGCAAUUUGCCAGAGAAACCACACAGCAUACUAUGAGUUCAUCAGACAGGAAAAAGAGGAUAUAUUAUCAGACAUACAGUCAUUCUUUUAUCACUUGGUCAGUUUGAAAUUUCCUAAUGAAAAUUAUGUAUUUGAUGUGUACAGAAGAGAUCAGGGGAAGCUACUCUUGUUAGACUUCAAUCCCUUUGGAGAAGUGACAGAUGGAUUAAUGUUUACAUGGGAUGAGCUGACGGAUAGUGACUCAGAACUCAAAGGCACAGACAACGAUACACAGCAUCCAGUGUUCAGGUACAAAAACUCCGGGGGUAUUCAGCCUAACCCUCUUUCAACAUUCGGGGUCCCCAGAGACAUUCUAGACUUGGCCACAGGAACAGAUGCCAGCAAACUUGUAGACCUCCUGAAACUUAGACAACAGCAGCAAGAAGAUUCUUCAUCUGAGGAAGAAACAGAAAACCAACAGACAUGAUAUUCUCUCUAUAUAAGGUUGAAAAAUUUACAGUGCCAAAUUCUCCAUGAAUACAAUAUAUUCAGAUUGUGUUACAUUGACAGAGGUUCACACUCUUCCUACAUGUACGUGUAAAUAUUUCCUCUGGCAGCAUUUUUUUUCUUUACGUAGAGACUUCAAAUUUCAAGCAAGUUGAAGGUGCAGUAUGUACGAUCAUAGAUUAAUGCUUCAUGAUGAUCAUUUUCAGAUACAAUAUUUUCACUUGAUAUUCACAACUUGUUUUUACACAAUGUUUUCGUUGAAUGUCAUUCUUGUAUUUUGUUAUAAUUUUGUACAAGGCUGAAAGAUAAUGUU
Saccostrea cuccullata (small rock oyster) is the source of this 1654-nucleotide messenger RNA. RefSeq names its product cell division cycle protein 123 homolog. The transcript is spliced from 13 exons. The record is from RefSeq and is a predicted model, not a curated record. Gene Ontology annotation, cellular component: cytoplasm. The coding region runs from base 284 to 1321 and encodes 345 amino acids. NCBI's taxonomy places the organism in Eukaryota, Metazoa, Mollusca, Bivalvia, Ostreida, Ostreidae.